AUGCAGUUCGUUCAAACCGACGGCGUCGUCGAGUUGCUGCGACAUAACUUGAUUGAUCCAAUGAAAGGCGCCGAGAGGACCCGAAGUCGUGUCGUUAUGUGGCGACAGGGGGACUCCCUCAAGGCAAUUCCGCGCGUGUACCCGACGCAUUUCAACCGAGCGAGCUGGAAAUCCCAACGAACAUCGCAUCGUAUACAAGUACACGACGAGCGUCACGCUCGUCACGACCGCCAACCCGCCGCCGUACAUGUGUUCGAGCAACGGGGAGGUCGAAGGCGCCAACUGUUUGCCAUCAGUCGCGAGGCGGGGGUGGUGUGGGUCGGAGGCCUCCAGAGUUUUCUUCGAAGUGUCGUGGCCGUCGCGCUGCUCUCGCCAGCUACGCUCAAGCGAGGGCUCCUCGGCGCAUUCACGACCCUGAAAACACCGUCGCCCCCACGGGCAUCCACGUGCUCCUUUCGGUGCUCGCAGAGGGGCUUUUGGCGAUGGGAACGCCCGUGA
Messenger RNA from Aphanomyces astaci, 498 nucleotides. RefSeq lists its product as hypothetical. NCBI's taxonomy places the organism in Eukaryota, Oomycota, Saprolegniomycetes, Saprolegniales, Verrucalvaceae. The transcript has 2 exons. Bases 1 to 498 code for a protein of 165 amino acids. The record is from RefSeq and is a predicted model, not a curated record.